Molecule: messenger RNA, 7491 nt
Organism: Lytechinus pictus (painted urchin)
Lineage: Eukaryota; Metazoa; Echinodermata; Echinoidea; Temnopleuroida; Toxopneustidae
Product: KAT8 regulatory NSL complex subunit 3-like
Exons: 14
Coding region: 494-4477 (1327 amino acids)
Biological process (GO): positive regulation of transcription by RNA polymerase II
Cellular component (GO): NSL complex
Source: RefSeq, a predicted model, not a curated record
CGCAUCCACGAUCCUGUGGCUGUGCGAAGCCGCCUCUCCACUCCAGUGCCAGCUCCGGCGGCGACGGGAGUCUUUACCCCGACGUCCGACCGUGUUUGGAAAACCCGAUAUGCUUACACUGAAUGGCGGUCCACAUAAAAAGAUGACUUCUUCUAAACUAACUUCUUCCAUAAAGGAUCUACAGCUGCAUGCAAUUCGUGAUCAUUCGAAUCUGUAGCCUAGGCUAGGAUAGUCGAGUUCAUUCGACCAGGCUCAGUCACGUCAAGGAACAAUUUCAUCAAUUUAAACUCGUACGUAGUACACUGUACUGUUAAUUUUACAAUUAUACAGCGCGCGCUUGAAUGACGUCAUCUUGCCGGUGCUUCGUUUCUUGUCCGUUUUUGUCAUAAAUUUAGUAUAUCCCUGAUUGAUCAGGGAGUAAUCACUCAGAUGUUCAUGGAUCAGUAAAGUAACAGCUGAAUUCACCUUGCCCCCAUCAAAUUUGAGAGAGAAGAUGUCGGAGGCUUCCACCCCAGACCAUGGCCUACGGUCUCGGCUAUCCUGCUCGUUCCUGGCCCAACUCUGGGGGGACUAUCAGGAAUCGGACCUGGUCAAUCUGGACCAUUCCUAUUCUAAGGCUUGGAACUGCCACCCCAAUGCCAGCCAUGCCAAGCCUGCUCGCAUGCUUUUCGUACCCAAGACUCUUCGACUUCACCCCUCCAAACGCAACAUUGUUGAUGCUGAUGCGGAGAUAGAUGUUGUAUCAGUCGGUCAAACCCACUCCAUGCCAUAUGAUCUUCAGAAAGCACAGUCUGUGAUGAACGAGUGUGAGCGGUAUGUCAACUUUGCAAGAACGGACCCUGACAACGUCCGCAGCGAUGAGGACUGGGAGGAUAAACUAUCCAGAGUUGGCUGGACCGCCCCUCAGAGUAAGCUCUUCAACAAGAUUCUUAAACAUCUCCAAGCCAAUCGACUAGCAAGACUGGCUUAUGACAAGGUGCUGAAUGAACCAGUGAAAAGGAGGAUACACGUUGACAAGUGUGCUAAGUUGGUCCGAAGGACGCUAGCUGCAGUCGGAUGGGAUCCUAAGCUAACCCAGUGGCUUCAUGGAGUCUUGGUUGAUAAUCUUGGUUCCUCUCUGUUGGCCAUCUAUUUGGACGUCCUUCAAAACUUGAAGUCUAAGGUUCCUUCUCUGAUAGAGAAAAUGGUGCACCCCACUUCAACUUCGCGGAAGAUCAACACGACAAGCUCAGAAGCUCUUUCUCUGCUCCUCAAAAGACCAUGGGACCCAGCUGUUGGUCUGCUCAGCUUUCAUAAACCAAAAAAGCUUCCAGGAUCUCCCAUCCUCCUGAUCGCCCCUGAUGGCCCCUUCCAGCCUUCCAUGCCGCACUCACGUCGGACCAGGUACUGGAACUCUCAGCUGGGCAACCUGGGGAAGGUGGUCCCUGUCACGGUACAUGCCCCAGAGGGCGGCGCAGGUAUCACCGUCGGACAGUACUUAGAACACAUGAUAGCCUCGGUCAGGACUAAGGUGUCUGAGCUGAAGACCAACUUCCACAACCGACCCAUCGUACUGCUAGGCUGGUCUGUGGGUGCGCUCAUUGCAUGUCAUGUAUCUCUUGUUGAGUCUGUGUCUGCAGUUAUCUGUCUUGGUUUCCCAAUGAGAGGCAUCACUGGGGAUAGAGGGGACUUGGAUGAGCCCCUAUUUGAGAGUAAGACCCCAACAUUCUUCGUCAUCGGCCAAGAGUCCAGUCAAUGCAACCAGGACCGCCUUGAAGACCUGAGAGAACGGAUGAAGGCCGAUACCACCCUGGUGGUAGUGGGUGGGGCAGACGAUCGCCUCCGACUCUCCAAGGCCAAGAAGCUCCAUGAAGGUGUCACCCAGACCAUGGUGGAUAGGUGCAUUCUGGACGAGGUCUCAGAAUUCCUCACCGUGGUACUCUCAUCAUCCUACCAUGGGGCAGGAGACGGGAAUGGAGAGCAUCAUCACCAUCACACCAAGAAGAAAGAGAAAGAGAAGAAGAAGCGGGUCCAGCGAAACCUGUCCACUGAGAUGAGAGGCAAGAAGACGCCCCCGGUGGGAGGAUCUGUCCCAGGUCGACGUUCCAGCGCUCCUUCAAACAUUCUUGAGCAUGGCAUCUCCACCCUACCUUCCACUCCCAAAGCCAGCAAAGCCAGCACCUCUCGAACCCCUACCCCAACACCCAUGCUUCCUACCACCAGCACCACGGCAACAACCACACCCUCCUCACUCCGCCCCAUGAUAGCCCCUCCUCCUCCCCCACCCCUUGCAUCGUCCAAGCCCCUAUCGGCACCUCCAGUGAUGCAGUUCACCUCCUCCGGUCUCAAGCUUCCCGUCUCCUCGCCCAACCCGCCGGCUGCAAAACCCAAGAACUCCUUUGCAGCCGCGCUAUCGUCCGGGAACCAGGCCAAGGAGUUCUCUUCGCAGUACGCAGCCUACCUGGCCAGGGUGGCUAGUCAGAGCAAGGAAGAGAAGAUUGGAAAGACCAAAGGUUCCGUGAGGUUUGGAGCACAGAAGGCAGCAACUACACACGCUGGUGCCGAAGGUAUUGAUGCUACAACCAUUAUUGUGAAACAAGCCCCCAAGAGGUCUGCCACACAGAGCCCGGCUACGGUAAGACGAAAGCAGAUGAAGAUGUCUGAUCUCCCAAUAAUCUCUAGGGGACCAGCAGGCAGCAUUGUCUCAAUGUCGCCAUCUUCCCAUAUCAAAGGCGGGUCUAUUCACAAUCCUCCCCACAUUGGCAGGCCUCCAACCACAUACACACUUGUUUCGCCUGCACCCAGCUCUCCGGGCUCUGCAUCAUCAUCGACCGGACGACCAGUUCCAGGAACAAGGGUGACGAUCGAUUCUGGACAGUCCUUGGCCCACCUGCAGCAAAUGGGCGUCGUUUCUUCGGCUUCAUCUUCAUCUAGUGGUUCUCAAGGAAGUCUGCUACAUGGUUUGAGUUUCAACAUUCAAGGGAGCCAGCUGAAGGAGACAUCGGGUGCCCAGAUGAGAGUUUUGGAAGGCAUGUUUACCAAGCAGAGCUCUAGCCCAACCCUCACCAGUGCUGACAACGGAGCUGGCAAGACUAUUGGACCAAUCAAGCCAUCAGGCUCCAAAGGGACCUUUUCAGAGACAGCAGCAGAACCAGCCUCAUCGUCCUCUGGUAAGACGUCUAGUGUCCACUUCUCAGUUAGUGCCAACUCUGACAUGAAGACAUCUAGCUUGGCCAUGCACCUUCCACACUUGAUCUCUACCGCUCUGAAAGCAGUGCAGUCUGCUCCUGCUAAGUCGACCUGUGUCACUCUUGUGACAACUACAGCUCCUCCAGUCAUGUCCAAGAGUUCUGGAUCCAAGUCCAGUGCUCAGUCUGGUGUCAUCACUGGAAGCAAUUCCUCCAAAGUCACAUCGGAUGUAUCCAUCUUGGGUCUUAUUGGGGCUCAGCAGAUUACCAGUGCUAGCUCUAAAUCUUCAAAGAAAUCUGCAGAUGAGGAAAGAGAUGCACAAGUGCAAGCUAUUCAAAAGUUGCAAUUUCAUGACUUUCCUCUCACCACUGCCUCCUUGACUGUUCCACAUAGUACCCCAAGGUUCACGCAGGCAAAGAUCCUGAAAGACCUAGAAAAGGGCUCUCUUCCCUUAACCAAAUUUGAACCAACUGUCUCUGGAAAAUCUAGUUCAUAUCCUAAGACUAGUUCAAAGUCCAGUUCUCUCUCCAAAGCUAGUUCCCACUCAAAAUCAAUUACACCAGCAAUCAUCACCAACAAACUCCCUGCCAGAGAGUCUUAUAGUAAGUCAGCUACUACAACCAAGAUAGUAACCGUUUCCCUGGCAUCUCCUUCAGUACUGACAACGAGCAUGGCUGAGAGGAGUGGAAGAGAAAAGACCACAGUAGAGGUGGAUUCUUUACCCUUGUCCAAACUGAAGGCCAUGAAUCCGAAGAAAAGCCAUAGCCCUAGUGAGGACAGCACCCCAACUGUUAUUGAUCUUGACACUCUCCCUUUGGCCAAACUCAAGGAGCAUCUUAAGGAGAGUAAGUCAUCCCUGAAGACGCCUACACCAGCAACAACCACUAUCAAGAUCGUCUCCAAGCCCAAAGAUCCAGUCAUUACCACGUCCCAGAAGCCAAAACUGUCCGCCUCGGCUCCGUUCAUUGCCCUGUCCAGCAGCCUCAAGGCUAGUACCGAGAGGGCAGCUAGGGCUCAAAAGACCGCCAUGGUCAGUUCUGUAGCCAAACCGUCCACACCGACACCCACAUCAACGACAUCAGGGGCGACCACCACCACGUCAUCGGUAUCAUUGCUAUCCACUUCAGGGUUGAAUCUUUUGACAUCAACAGCAGCAUCGAGACAGCCCUUGACCAGCGCCCUCACAGUGGAGAAGACAUCCAACAGUUCUGAAACAGGAGGAUCACAUGAAGCCAUAGUGACUGUCCAACCAUCUGGGAAUGGCCGUUCCAGGCGAUCCAGGACCUCCUCAAGAAAUUUAUCAGAAUGAUCGCUGAGACUGCAUUCCCUUUGAUGAUUCAUGGUCGCCUCUUUAACACCACUUCUGCAUGAGAGUGUUAAUGUAUUUGUUUGAAAGCUUGAUUUUCAUCAAACUCAUGCUUUCUUUGCAAAGGAUUCGAUUUAACAUUUUGAAAUACAGGCAAUCGUUGAUAACAUUCAAAGCAUUGCAUUCUCAUGAAAGCCUGCCAUCAUGAGACAGAAUGACAUCAUCAUAAACAUGAUUCCAAACUCUGCUGCAUUCAGUCAAUUUAUUUGGGCAGAAAUACUUUUCAAACAUUCUCUUUGGCAUAUCAUGUUUGUAUUCUCAAUCAGGAUUGUGUGUAUAUGACAAUUUACAUGAAGGCAACCAUGUCAUGUUCCAGGGGAGCGUUUCAUGAAAGGACUUGUCGGACGUUUUAUCCGACAAGUCCUCUUUUAUCCGACAGUUACCAUAGGAACAGUGCCUCUCAGCCAAUCAAAAUCAAGGAAAGAUGUCAGAUCUGACAACUUGUCGGAUGAAAAUAUUGAUGAAACGCUCCCCAGGGCCUGUUGCAUAAAAGUUACUAAUUACUUUGUGAUCUAAUGGGAAUUACCAUGGUUACAGUGCUUAACAGCCAAUCGGAAUCAAGGAUUUCAGUGAAGUCACCAUUUGCUAGCGAAGUUAAUAAUAAUAGUAAUGCAUGUGCAACAUCCCCCAGAGCCAUGUUUCAGCUGGGAAGACCCCCAAUUGAAUAAAAAAUCUAAAACAUCAAAUAUUUUCCAAGUGUGACUUAUGCAUGCAUAAUUGUAGAUUUAGUAUAUAAGAUUUGGAACAAUAUGCCCGAAACACCCUGGGCUGGGGCCAAUGGAAAAGGUUUAUUAUUCUGAAAUCAAAUUGGGAUGAAAGGGUUAAGAGGUUGAAUGUUAUUAAAUUUUUGGUCAUAUAUGAUACUGCAGCUAAGGCACCUUGCCAAAAAGUCAGAGCCAAGUCUUUCUUACUGGAAUCCCUUGAGGUGCAAGCACUUUUUUUAUCACUAAUCCUCACAUUUCAUCAUAGAUGAAACAAUGGUUCCAAGGGAAAGGUGCAGUGAAGACUUCAGGAAUUCUGCAAGAAGGCUGUUUGCGACUGUCCCGCAGCCCCAUUGCGGUGUGUAUGAUGAAAUGCUGAGAUUAGUGAUGAAAAGACGCUUGCGAGAUUCCCAUGGGAAAGAUGUGACUUUGACGUUUGGUAAGGCAACCAAACUAAAGGUAUUGUUGGUUUACAUCCAAUUCGAGCAUGUUUGACAGCAUUUUUAAGAAUGUAGUGGCAGCUAGUUUGGUGGGAUUGGGUAUAGUACUACCUGUCAAAUCCAAGCCAGACCAGGCAUGACCAUUUAUCAAUUUCUACCAUGUUGCAAGGAUAUAACUUUUCAGACUGUCUGAAUUCAGACUUAUUCGGCCAUAGAAAACACUUUUUUCAUAUAGGAGAGGGGUCAAUCUAGAUUAUUUUCAGACUUUUCAAUCAAUUCUAAUUGGCAACCCGCAUGUUAACAUCACUCGAUGUGAGCCUGUGUUAGCCGCAUUUUCCAGAACGAAGUGAAAAGUUGCUUCCUGUGAUGGGGAUAUCCCUCAUGUAAAAAACUGAGUUCAGGUCCAACAUUUAGUAAUGAAGAGUUUCUAGUCGACCACAUUGUUCUCUUUACACAUAGUGUUGUGUGUGGAGAAAUAUUCACAGAACUGUACCUAAUGGCUAUAUGUUAACGUGGUGAAAGUGAGUCAAUUUAGAUUAGAAAUGUCAGGGUGCUACAUAAGCACUUGCCCGAUUGCCCGGGGCAAAUAAAAGUUAAAGUCGGGAAAGUGUUUUGAAGUAAAGACCAAAACUACUUGCCCGAAUUGGGCAAGCAAAAUUCUCACAGUAGAAUUACCAAAAUUAGGGUCGAUUUGAUAUAUUGACCCUAAAUUUGUCGUGGUGGGCAAGAUAAAAUCACUUUGGAAAAAGAAAUGCAAGAACAAGGUACAUCAGUUCAUGUCAAAAGAGAGAGAAAAAAGGUAAACGGUUUAUAAACCGCAAUAUUCUCUUUUGGAGAGGUAAAACUUUGUUUUCAAAGAUUUUUUGGGCAAGUAUAUUCCAACUAUUCAAAAAUUUACUUUCCCAAUAGGGCAAGUUCUUCUAAAAAGUUAUGUAGCACCCUGUAUGUUUAUAUUCCAGUCUCAAACAUUUCAUACAAAAGUUGUGUUGGUUUUAUGUCUCUUUAUUCAGAUAUGAAGAUGUCCACUGGCAAUCAGACAUGCCCCUCCCCCCAAAUAAAUAAAAAGGUCUUAUGUUUGUCCGACAUUUUCCACUAGAAAUACAUGUAUUUUGUUUUAUGGAUAUCAAGGGGAUGGGGGGCACAGGCCAGAUGUGCCCCCCCCCCCCCCCGAUCAGUCUCCGGCUGUCCACAUUUUAUUUCAUCCAGAAUUUUGUGUUUUUCAAUUGUAUGCUUAGAGCAUUGCUCACAUAGUUAAAGAUGCAUAUUAAGCUGCAUUUCUCAGUUGAAUAAUUGCAUAGGUUUUAGCCAUUUUUUAGACACAUUUUGCAAGGCAUGUGUUAUUUACAUCUUCUAAGCCAAAUUUCUCCUACAUCAAAUGGAUGUCUGUGAGAGAUUUACAUCAAAAUGCUUGUAAUUGAAUGGAAAUUUUCUGUGAAUACUUUGUAAUUAUAGUUAAGAGAAUACUGUAUAUAUUGAAAAUUUAUUUCACUUGUUGAAGUCCCUUUUCCUUACAUGCAACAGAAAAAAAGAGUUUUUGGUCAAUAUCAUGUGUUUAUCAUGAAAUUCAUUCACACUCCAGAUAAAAGUCACUUGAACCAUGGACCUUCUCUAGUAGGUCCAUGCUUGAACGCACCACAGCUCUUGAAUGCACAAUGCAACAAAUGAGUGGCCACAAUCACAUCAUAUAAAACAGGACAUAAAUCAAAUCUGCUUUAUGUCCUGUGGAGCUGUGGUUAUUUCUAAAAUUUGAUGCAUAUACAUGUUAUUGUUUGUGAAUACAUUUUCUAUGUAUUAAAAUUGCUUAUUAACAAAUGAA